AAAACCCUCGAAUUUCAAUUUCGAAUUGAAUUUGGUCUGCACUCUCUUCUCACCGACGGCGAUGAGCCGUCGGAAUCUACUGGUUCCAUGUCGCCCAACCAAAACCCAUUACGACCCACCUCUUGAAACAAGCCAUGGUGGAGAUACUACCGCUCGGCCGGUUUCAGUUGCACCAGCAGAGCGGAAUGCUGUGGGGGUUAGAUUCUCGUUCUUCAGGGGGGCGGGUUCGGGUCGACCCAUGCCGAGGUUGCGGCCCGUUGCGUUCAAUUUGACUGAUUUUGGGGGAGUUGGAGAUGGGGUGACGCUUAACACGGAGGCGUUUGAGAGGGCGGUGUCGGCAAUUUCAAAGCUUGGGAAGAGAGGCGGCGGACAGCUCAAUGUGCCACCCAGGAAGUGGCUUACGGCGCCCUUUAAUCUCACUAGUCAUUUGACUCUGUUUUUAGCUGAGAAUGCUGAAAUUCUUGGAAUUGAGGACAAUCUAAACUCGAAAUCUAUACCCAAUUGCAAUAGCUAGCCAAUUUGCUCGUCACUCCCCUUGAUUUCCGUGUCUCGAGUCAUACUACCUGAAAUGGUGGACAAGGAAAAACUAUGAGAUACAAUAUCUCAAUAAGUAAAUGUAUGGAUAGCCCGUGGAUAAAAUUUGAGCAUUUCAGAUAAACAGUUUAAACAUAAACGAAAUGCUCAAUGAUAACCAUUAUGCAGAAUAAAGUUCAGUAGUAGUCAAUUAAACUUAUAGCAUGCCAACAAGUGUAAUCAGAAAACGGAUACAAGUACGGGAACGAAAUAGACGUCUCCUCUAUGGGUCAUGGCCAGUGUUUAAAACUCCCACUGGCAGGCAACAGGAAUUACUAGUGUUUAACUCCCACUAGCAGGAUUACAGGAAUGAACCAGUUCUAUCAGG
This is a messenger RNA of Rubroshorea leprosula, 901 nucleotides long. The record is from the annotation of a GenBank genome assembly. Lineage: Eukaryota; Viridiplantae; Streptophyta; Magnoliopsida; Malvales; Dipterocarpaceae.